GCACGGUGCUAGUGAGAGGGGUCUGUGUACACGAAACGUCAAAAUUCAGGUUCUGCUAGAGAUCCUUUUGCUGCCCUGCGGCGAUACGGAUUCGUGCACCACGCUGCUCCCUGCAGCCUUCUUGCCUAGGUACUCUUCAUCACUAUGAGCUUGUUUCAUACAGGGACCAUAGCCCACUUGGUCAGUGGCUGUUAGAUCUUCCCUCUGAAGACAAACUGAGUUGGUUACUUCCUGCCACUAUGGGUUGGGGCUGGUGACUGUGUUUGCCCACCACAUCUAAGUUAAUGGUGUGCCAGGGACAGAUGUGAAGCAGGUCUUUAGCUCCAUAUUGAUGUGGUAUCUUAACGCAUCGCAACGCCUUGAGCCCACAGCAGCGCAGGAUAUGGAGGCUCUCGAAGUGGAUGACAUUAGCCCUGCCUUGGAAGUGACUGAGGACUUUUUCAAUAGUUUUGAUGCUAAGCUUGAAAAGAUUGUGCAGCCCUCUGAGGUGUAUGGUGUGCAGGAGGUCCCUGAACUCGUUGGCCAUGAGGUAUUUGAUCAGAUAGCAGAGAGCAGGAACCUGAGGAACGUCGCCUCCUUAGCCAAAAAUAGCCUCAUCUGGGAUCACUGCAAAAAUGGCCUCUUGGAAACCAAAGCUCAGACGGCAUUCCCUGCCAAAGACCAACUCAUGGUGCAGAGGGGAACGGCUGCUGACAGCCUUGCUUGGGCAGGGGAAGGGGAGACCACGGCUUUUAAUAUCUUCAGGAUCUGCCAGCGGCGGAGAGAUAGGCCUCGCUCAGUGAAUGACAUCCUGGUGCAGAAUGAGGAAGCCUCCAUGUUCAAACCAGGUCACAACAGGUCACGCUCUGAUAUCAGCCAUGUAAACUGGAGAGUGGUCUUCACAGGCACCUCCCUGCAGCAGCCACCUGCCCCUGGUCAGGACAGUAACUGUGCUCUGCUUUCCUACCUGGCAUUAACUAAGGGAGAGGAUAUCCAAGGAAACACAGAACACAAGACAGUGUUCCCAAAUCUUCUGAAGAAGGGAUACUUGGAAGUUAGAAGAGACAAUGACAGCUACUGGCAAACCUGCUAUGCUGAGCUCUCCCAGUACAAACUGUACCUGUAUUGCUUGGACAGCAGUGGCAACCAGACUCUUCCCACCGUGUAUCCACUCAUGCGUUUUCAGAGGGUCACUGUUACUGGUGGCAUUGAAACCAAGGUGGUGGACACUGUCCUGUCAGACAGCUCACAGCUACAGCUGAAGGCAGAGUCCUCAUGGGAGACUUUGGAUUGGGGACAGAAGCUUUGGGAAGCGGUGCGUGCUUCUGUGCCUGCUUUUACAAGACAGCAGGAGAAGCUGGAGAAUGUGCCAAAGCCUGAAAAUAACAGUGACCUUUCUCAAACUAAUGGAUUAUUAGAGAAGCCUAUGGAGGUCUUCCUGUCCAUGAAUUUGACUGAAAACACUAAAGAGUACCAAAAUAUUCUGAAAUCAGGGACUCUUUACAGGUUAACUGUCCAGAAUAACUGGAAGGCAUUUACUUUUGUCUUGAACAGGUCUUAUCUCAUGGCAUUCCAACCCGGUAGGCUUGAUGAAGAUCCCCUGCUGAGCUACAAUGUGGAUGUGUGCCUGUCGGUCCAGACAGAUACACAGGAUGGCUGUGACUCUUGCUUUCAGGUCAUUUUUCCCCAAGAUGUGCUGCGGCUGCGCGCAGAGACCCGUCAGAGGGCCCAGGAGUGGAUGGAGGCACUGAAAGCAGCAGCCAAUGCUACUCGUAGUUUAACUCAAAACCCACAGGUCACGCUUAGGAACAAACCUGCAGACCGGCCCUUUGGAAAUGAUCUCAGAAAGGCCAAGCGCCAGUCUGUGACCACCAGCUUCCUGAGCAUCCUGACCACACUGUCCCUGGAGAGAGGGCUCACAGUUCAGAGCUUCAAGUGUGCAGGCUGUCAGCGCUCCAUAGGUUUGUCCAAUGGGAAAGCCAAGGUGUGCAGCUACAGUGGAUGGUACUACUGCAGCACCUGCCACGUGGAUGACACCUUCCUUAUCCCUGCACGGCUGGUUCAUAACUGGGACACUUCCAAAUACAAGGUAUCAAAGCAAGCCAAAGAGUUCCUGGAAUAUGUUUAUGAGGAGCCAUUAAUUGAUAUCCAGCAGGAAAAUCCCAUGUUGUACAAUCAUGUUGAACCUCUGGCAACCGUUGUCCGCCUGAGACAGCAGCUAAAAUCUCUGCGGGCCUACUUGUUCAGCUGCAGAGCAGCAGUGGCUGAAGAUCUGCGUAGAAGGAUCUUUCCCAGAGAGUAUCUUCUUCAGCAAAUCCAUCUUUAUUCUCUGGCUGACCUUCAGCAGGUUAUUGAAGGAAAGCUGGCUCCUUUCUUGGGAAAGGUGAUCAAGUUUGCCACCUCUCAUGUGUACAGCUGCAGCCUUUGUAGCCAAAAGGGUUUCAUCUGUGAGAUUUGCAACAAUGGAGAAAUUCUUUACCCCUUUGAGGACAUUUCUACAAGCAGGUGUGAAAGCUGUGGUGCUGUCUUCCACUCUGAGUGCAAAGUGAAGGCUGUACCAUGCCCCAGGUGUGUGCGUAAAGAGUUGCAGAAGAAGCAGAAAUCCUUCUGGAGGCAACUGAAUAUGGAUGAGAACUUCGAAGAGUCUUGCAACAUGUUUGAAUUGUCAUAUCAGAACACAUGAGGUCCUUUAAGGCAGUGUCUAGCCUGAAGAGAAUCCCUCUCCCAGCUGCCAGCUCAAGCAAAUUCUUGGCUUAGACAGGCAGAAAUUUCUUUGAAAAAUAUUACCUGACCUUCUUCAUUUGUGAAUAAGAGCUGUCAAAGUGGCCAUAAAGCCUUUUGUUGGCUUUGAAAUACCAGUGGCUAAACUGCAUUGAAGUCCAGCCGUUAGGUCUCAUACAAAACGUGGUUUACGAGAAAUGCUUUAGGUCUGGAUAAUUAAGUACCUGACUUUCUUUUCCAUCUCUGGAGAAGACUUUAUCUCAAGGCAGAAAAUAUUUGCUGCCAUGAUUGCAUUAUUUUUUAUGUUGUUCAUUUAGAAUUGAUGAAUCAUCUACUUAUUUAUGUGUAUUAUUUAUUUAUUAGUGGCCUUGGCAGGGGCUCUGGUGAGGUGUUUCACAGAACCUAAUAGAGCAGGAAUUAUUUUAAAUCCACUGUCUCCUCCUGAUAUGGACAUGUGGUUCCAUUUCCUCAUGUUUUCACAGAACUAUCUUAGAGGAUCAGUGCAUUUACAUUUUAAAGGAUCUCCUUGCCAAGGAAAGAAGAGGAUCUCCCAUUAAACCUUAUUCGGGAUGCUUACAAAGAUAAGGUGCAGAAUAAUUCCUUCAGUUAUGUUUAUAUAUUUAUAAUGACCCCAGUGAACUACUCCAUAUUCAGAAAAGCAUGGGACUUGCUGCUCUUUUUGUUCAGGCUGGGAAUAUCAGUUAAGCUCUGUCACUGAAGUCCUUUGAGAUUUGUGCUGGUUACUCUUGAUUUAUGGGAGGCUAUGUCCUUGUCUGUAGUAACUUGGUAUUGCUUCUCCUCCUUCCAAUCUGAAACUUUAGGGCAUUUUAAGUCUUCACAUUUUUAUUUAUUUUCUUUUUAUUUCAUGAAGUUUACUUCAAAUGUUUUUCUGAUCUGAACCUGUUAAACUGAUAGUCAGGAAAGUGGUCUUGCCCAUUGCAGUUAGCAAAUACCUCCAAAAUUGUGAAACACUAGUUUGCCCUUUUCAUAUGCAACUUGUAUCCUGCAUUCUCUCUGAGCUCCAAGGCAUUUAUAGUUCUGUAAUGACUUCCGUGGUGGACAGUGAAGUUCCUUGAGGUAUGAUUCUGCUCCACACACCUGAAACAUAGGGAAGUAUUAAACACAGUAAAUUAUUUUGUAAAGGGAAGUACAUGAUGGAUUUAACUGGGGAGAUGUGUGUCAUUACUAGCAGUAUGUUGAAUUUAUGGCGAGUUCACCUCCAAUGAGCAGUUAGAUUGUCUUCCCCCUAUUUCACAUUCCUGACUCUUUUCCACACCCUGCAGUGAUAUGUGUAUUACAUACCUAUGGAAGCAUUAUCUUUAUAUAUUUAUAUAUGUGUGUGUAUAUAUAUAUACACACACACACACACACGCACACAUCUAUAUACAGAGAGCAAAUAUGGUUUCAGGAGAAUAAUGCCAGUUGCAUGUAUAUUUUCCUCUCAUCUCACAUAGGUUUGUGAAAAUAUGGAAUACUGAUUUUUGCUUCCUAUAUAAUCUACAGACUGUUGUGUUCAAGGCAGAAAGCAGUUUUGAUUGUUGAAGCAUCUCACUAUUGCUGAAGUAUGUUAAAUAAAAGAACAGGGUACAUCAUACUUAGAUUAAAAGGUAAAAUGCUACAAUGAGUUGUCUUGUACUGGAAUAUAAGUGGUUACCUUUUCCAGCCUCUAGUUAAAGAAAAAGUAGCUUUCUCAAAUUUGAAUGCAACUAGUAUAUGUAUAGAAGCACGUUUAUAUCUGUAUACAUUAGACAACCAGUGCCUUUCUUUUCCAGAAAUCCGUCUUUCAUUGGGAUUCUUUAGAAGGAAGUGAGGGUUUUUCCAUGUUCUUGGCAAAGUGCUGUAGGGAUUCCCAUACUUAAUAAACCUGGUGAAUCAUGCACCUUUGUCACUAAAAUUAAUACUUCCCAUACACAAUGGUGUCUCUGUCUCAGCUCACUGUUCCUUAUGUGAAAUGAGUUGCUUUUGGCUAUCACCCUUAAAGGUAUAAUGUUCCUUGCAAAUCCAUUCCCAUGCAAAGAACUCCCUGUGUGUUCAGAAGUGCAAACACUGGGGAAGUACUGUGGAAUUAGUCAGGCAAACAGGAACUGCACUGGUACUGGCUGAAUAAACAGAACGCUCCCAUGUUUUUCAGCUUGUGUCACUACAAUUACUCCUGUGGCAAAGCCAGUAGCUCUGAAACUGUCAGCAUCUGGCAGGUACUAUUUUGAAUUACCUGUAGACAUAAUGUAAGUUCAUUAAAGAAAAAAAUGGUGGUGUUUUUCAUAUCAUCAUGCUCUGGUAUUUAUGAUACCUCACAGUGCUGGUUCAUGUCCAGCUCAGUUUAGAGAAGGCUGCUAAAGUGCAUGUCAAAAACCAUACGGAGUCAAGGAAUCAAGGUUCAGACAUUUCAAAAUAUUAGCUACUUUCACGUAUGUCCUAUCUCCAAAGUACCAGUCAUGGGUGGUCAGAUAUUGGAAUUGAAUUCUGGAAUAACAACUUAGAUAGCAUUGGAGUUGCUCUGGGUUUGUAUAGGUAUUACAGAACAGUUUGUUUGUUAACAGAGAUUUAAAGGAUAUAAAGAGUAUGAUGUUGGCAAAACUUCUGAAAUUAGCCAUGGGUCUGAAACCACUGCCAUUACCAAUAACAUAGAGCAAGAGCAUGUUUUGAUAUUCUGUCAGUGCCCAGAGCUUUAUGUAAAAGGAUACUGUAAAAUACAGAUCAUGUUAUUUGCUUUAAAAUCCAGUAGUGUUGUAAACCAGCUAGUUCCUAAAAUGAAUAGACUUCCAUUUCUACUUUGGAAAAGUGAUACAGCUUCACAGUAGCUCUAGGAGCAGGCUGUAAUGUGGAAGAUGAUGUCCUCUCAGGGAUGCCUAGCUCCUAUCCAAAAAUAGUUAUUCCUUAUGAAUGGGCAAGAUAAAGUAUUCUGUCACCGAUUUUUGUAAGCAUAAUGAAAGGCUUAAUCCAGCCUCAGCCUGGGGCUCUGCAUGUGGUUUGGGUUUCAGACAGCGCUGUACCCUUGCCUGGUUGUCUCUGCUGUACUAACAGUGCUCCGUGCUGAUCCCCACUGCUACUCUCUGCCCAUUCUGCAGCCCUCAGCCUGCACGUGGCUCUGCCUGCAGAUUUCUGAAUGAGCUGGUAAAAGUUCCUGGGUGUUUUACAGAUUGCACGACUCUGCCCGCACCCUCCCCGCCACCCAGGUGAAAUUAUGUAUUAGUGCUUCAGUCUUGUCCUGCCCACGCAUGAAAGAAAUUUGAACGAUGCCAUUUCAUUGUGAAUCAAGAAUAAAAUAUGCUGUUUGUUUUCUUCAAAGAGAAGAUGCUUUCAUAGAUGACUGGGAAGGAAUUGAUCUGUAAUCCAGUUACUGCUUUUGCUUUGUACAGAACUUGUUAUCAGUGUAAAAAUAGGAUGCUUAACUGCAGCGGACCAUGGCUUCACUCUCUACAGGUACUUAUAGUUAGUUGUUAGUCUGAUAUUAUUUUAAUCUAGGACACUAUUGAGAUCCUUACUCAAGGCUCUUUUCCCCUUUACCCUAACCAUCUACCUUUCCUAUAAUGGGAAGAUGGGUCUACCUAGGGGAUGCAAAAUGCAGCUCAUUUUGUAUUGUCAAUCUAUGAAAAGAGAGAUUAGUAUUUCUUGUGUAGGAAUCCUCCUAUUGUUUUUUUUUUUCUUCUUUUUUUUUU
Messenger RNA from Hirundo rustica (Barn swallow), 6359 nucleotides. It is a transcript of the gene PLEKHM3, whose product is annotated as pleckstrin homology domain containing M3. The record is from RefSeq and is a predicted model, not a curated record. The coding region runs from base 332 to 2662 and encodes 776 amino acids. NCBI's taxonomy places the organism in Eukaryota, Metazoa, Chordata, Aves, Passeriformes, Hirundinidae. The transcript is spliced from 9 exons.